AUGAGCCGCAAGCUCGCCCCCGAAGCCAAUCGGAUUCUCUUUGCCAAGAACCUUAAGUACGUGCUCCAUCAAUCACCGCUUUACUCCGUCGUGAUUCCCGAGAUUUCAGCCCUACAGGCUGUCAUCUACAAGCGUGAUCAGGAUCGUGCAGAACAGCUGUUUGAUCUCUUCGGCAAAUUUGGGCCCAUUCGCCAAAUUCGCCAGGGUAUCGCCAACAACUCCAAGGGAACCGCAUUCGUGGUAUAUGAGGACGUUCACGACGCCAAACAGGCAUGCGAUAAACUAAACGGUUUCAAUUUUCAGAACCGUUACUUGGUCGUAUUGUAUCACCAGCCAGAAAAGAUGCUGCGCACGAAAGAGGACCUCUCAGAGAGGCAAGAUAACCUAGAACGGCUCAAACAGCAACACGGGAUAGAAUGA
Penicillium arizonense is the source of this 420-nucleotide messenger RNA. RefSeq names its product putative pre-mRNA branch site protein p14. The coding region runs from base 1 to 420 and encodes 139 amino acids. The record is from RefSeq and is a predicted model, not a curated record. Lineage: Eukaryota; Fungi; Ascomycota; Eurotiomycetes; Eurotiales; Aspergillaceae. The transcript has 5 exons. Gene Ontology annotation, molecular function: RNA binding.